Debaryomyces fabryi is the source of this 1593-nucleotide messenger RNA. Its product is annotated as tetrahydrofolate synthase. The coding region runs from base 1 to 1593 and encodes 530 amino acids. Lineage: Eukaryota; Fungi; Ascomycota; Pichiomycetes; Serinales; Debaryomycetaceae. Gene Ontology annotation, cellular component: mitochondrion; cytosol; cytoplasm. The record is from RefSeq and is a predicted model, not a curated record. The transcript has a single exon. Gene Ontology annotation, biological process: tetrahydrofolylpolyglutamate biosynthetic process. Gene Ontology annotation, molecular function: tetrahydrofolylpolyglutamate synthase activity; ATP binding.
AUGAGUGAAUCCGACAACAACAAAUUGACGCCGACUAUUAUUAAAGAUAUGCGGGUACCUACUCCUAGUACAGCUAGUAGAACAUACAAGGAUGCAAUUAAUGCAUUGAAUACGUUACAAUCGAAUUUUGCGUCUAUAGAAGCCAUCAAAAAGUUGGGGCCAGAUGUAAAUAAAAAUGAGAUGUCCCUUAGAGAGGUUUAUGAGUAUACCAGAAGGUUAGGGUACCAACCGAAGGAUUUCAAUCGAAUGAAUCUCAUUCAUGUUACUGGAACCAAGGGCAAGGGUUCUACUUGUGCCUUCACAGAAUCAAUUUUGAACCAGUAUAAAUCGAGUAAUGCAGGGCCAAUCAAUAAAAUUGGAUUAUUCACCUCACCUCAUUUGAAAACUGUCAGAGAAAGAAUUAGAAUCAACGGCAGUCCAAUUAAUGAAUUAAAGUUUACAAAGUAUUUUUUCGAAGUGUGGGACAAGUUGUCUACCACUGAAUCGUCGGUAACUGAAUUUCCAACCUUGCAACCUAGUAAUGUUGUUAAACCUAUGUAUUUCAAAUACUUGACAAUCUUAUCAUUCCAUGUAUUCAUGUCAGAAGGAGUUGAUUCUGCUAUUUAUGAAGUUGGUGUGGGUGGUCAAUAUGAUUCCACAAAUAUAAUUGAUGCACCAACUGUAGUAGGAAUUUCAAGUUUGGGUAUCGAUCAUACAUUUAUGUUGGGUACCACAAUUGACUCGAUCACUUGGAACAAAACUGGUAUAUUCAAGAAAGGCUGUCCUGCAGUAGUAAGUGAUCAAUUAGAGUACCCAGAGUCUUUGGAAGUUAUCAAAAAGAGAGCGACAGAAUUGGGUGUAUCAAGAUUAGAAAUUGUGGACUCCAAUUACUUGCCAUCCAACGUCAAAUUAGGCUUAGCUGGUGAUUUUCAAAGACUGAAUGCUGCAUUGGCCAUUAAGUUGGCAGCUACUCAUUUGCAGAAGUUGGGCGUGCCACCGAGUGAAUUACCUGACUUCGAUAACAGUAAUACCUUGCCCGAUAAGUUUUUAAACGGGUUGUCUGAAACACAAUGGAGCGGCCGUUGUCAAUUGAUUGAAAGAGAAGGCAUCAAUUGGUAUAUUGAUGGUGCCCAUACUCUUGAAUCCAUUAAUGUUGCAUCAAAUUGGUUCAAAUCUACUGUGAAUACUAACCAUCAACCUAAUAAAGGUUUAAAGAUCCUUUUAUUUAAUCAACAGAACCGGGAAAAUGCAAAUGAUUUAUUGAAAAAGUUAUAUGAAAAUAUAAGUUCUACCGAAUUCAAAUUUGAUCAUGUUAUAUUUACGACUAACAUCACAUGGUCCGAUGGUAACUAUAAUAGCGAUUUGGUUUCUUUAAAUAGUUCUAAGGAACAAGUAGAUAAGUUGAUUAUUCAAAAGGAAUUGGCAGAAGUUUGGAGUAAGUUGGAUCAAAAGAAUGGUUAUAACUCUCGGAAGCAUAUCUUUCACGAUAUUGAAACAGGUGUUAACUUUAUCAAGAGUUUAACUAAUGAUUCACCUAUUAUCGAUGUAUUUGUAUGUGGUUCCUUGCAUUUAGUGGGUGGAUUUUUAGUAGUACUUGACAAUGAAAGAGACUAA